Molecule: messenger RNA, 1770 nt
Organism: Anthostomella pinea
Lineage: Eukaryota; Fungi; Ascomycota; Sordariomycetes; Xylariales; Xylariaceae
Source: the annotation of a GenBank genome assembly
AUGUCGCCUUACCGAGUCGCCUUGCGCCAAACUCCUCUGAUCUGCCGGUCUUUCCAACCGAAAUCGACGACCACCACACGGCAAUGGCCAAGAUAUGCUAGCUCAUCAAGAGGAGGUGAUGCGAAGAGUGGAGGUGCUGGCAGAUUCAUAGCUGGUGUGCUGGUGGCCUUGGUGGCCGGCGGAGCAGUGGUGGCCUACCCAACUUUGACCAAGGAGUCGCCGAAACUACCACAAGCCGUCGUUGAAUACGAGAAACCGCGACAAUUACCCGAGUCAAAGGAACACAACCGAGAUUUGAUCAGUAGUCAACAUCUACAAGUCAAGCAGAGCUGGGAGAACCCGGGGCUCUAUGCUUGGGGGUCCAACUCAGGUCGGGUGGCUGCUCCAGACUCAACAGAGAGGGUCGUCAAAACGCCCCGCAGGAUACCAUAUUUUGAUGAUCAGUUACUGCGAGACGUAAAGCUCGAUCGGGAAUUCGGAGCUGCUGUUACCGAGAAGGGUGAUCUGGUACAAUGGGGCACAGCCUUUUCCAAGACGAACCCAACACCAGUAACGACACUGAAGGGCAAGGAUCUGAUCAGGAUCGAGGUGUCGCGCGACCGUAUCAUUGCUCUUGGCAAGAAUGGAUCGGUAUACUCUCUGCCAGUGGCUGGGUCAGAUCAAUCAUCUGGAAACAAGACCGAACAGUCGUCGUGGUUUUCCUUCUGGUCGAAUCCCAAUGCCGUUAGCUACCGACAGUUGAAGCCGAACAAUCUUGGAUGGGGCGAGACUGUAACUGAUAUUUCCAGUGGCUUGGAGCAUGUUCUUCUGCUUACGUCCCAAGGACGGGUCUUCUCUGCGGCUUCCAGCACGUCUGACUUCCCAUCCAAGGGUCAAUUGGGCGUGCCCGGUUUGACCUGGGCCACUCGGCCUCAAGGUCCAUUCGACCAGCCUCAUGAGAUCCUGCCUCUCAAGGGGUUCAAGAUCUCCAAGAUUGCUGCCGGCGAUUUCCAUUCGUUGGCUUUGGAACAAGAUGGCCGCGUUUUUGUGUUUGGCGACAACACCUCAGGUCAGCUGGGGUUUGAGGCCGAGAAAGAAAUCCCGUUUGUUGACGGGCCCAUUCCGCUCCCGUUCAGCAAGCUCUACCGUGGCUCAAAACAGCAUCCUCGCGUAACGGCGAUUGCCGCUGGUGGUGCGAAUUCGUACUUUGCUAUCGACGCCACCCGAGUCGCCGGCCCAGAGGAGGACUCUGCUCGCGACGUUGGACGGGUCACGGCUGACGUAUGGUCCUGCGGCUCCGGCAUAUGGGGCAGUCUCGGUAAUGGCAGGUGGACCCACGUGUCCUUGGGUCCCUCCAAGAUCAAGCCGCUUUCUGGUCUUUAUGAGUUUGACGAAACAUCAAACUUUGUGGUGCCGAUCCGCCUGGCCCGUCUCAGCGCCGGUAGCACCCAUGCUGCUGCUGUGAUGAGCAAUGUGACGUACGUCGAUGCGUCGGACAACAGUUCCCACAACGAUACCAAUUGGGGUGCUGAUGUCGUAUGGUGGGGAGGAAACGAGUACUACCAGCUCGGCACAGGGAGGCGAAACAACGUGCCUACGCCGACCUACAUCGGGCCUUUGGACGGUGGACAGGGCGAUGCUGAGAAAGGGCGAAAGGGUGAGCAGCACCGAUUCCAGAUCACGCCCAGGACAACAGUCCGGUUAGGUGAGGGUGGCAAGGGCAGAAAGGUCAGCGUAGAGCAACGGGUAGAGUGCGGACGCUUUGUUACGGCAGUAUACUCGGGGACUUGA